This is a messenger RNA of Hyaloscypha bicolor E, 2850 nucleotides long. RefSeq lists its product as uncharacterized. The transcript has 2 exons. The record is from RefSeq and is a predicted model, not a curated record. Bases 68 to 2635 code for a protein of 855 amino acids. NCBI's taxonomy places the organism in Eukaryota, Fungi, Ascomycota, Leotiomycetes, Helotiales, Hyaloscyphaceae. Gene Ontology annotation, molecular function: small GTPase binding; actin binding. Gene Ontology annotation, biological process: actin cytoskeleton organization.
AAUUAUUUGCUCCAACGCAGCAUAAUUUGGAGGAGCACUCCAUUUACUUUGCCAAUUGGCCUUCAACAUGGCUUCCCAGCAUCGUGUACCGGAUUCUUAUAAUCAUAAACGCACCAAAUCAUCGGUAUUGUCGUUCAUGCACAAGAGAACCCCUUCUGCCGGAGCAGGGCUCUCUUCGAAUCUGCCCAGCACUUUUGUUGCUUCACCAGCAUAUGCAUCGGUCCCAUGUCUGCCUCUAGAUCAUCCGCACACAAGAGCUCUUGGUGAGCUUCAGCACAACCAGCAAAGUCAGCCGCCACCGCCGCCCAAGAAAUCACGAGAAGCGAAGCGUCCGAAUACAAGCGAAGAUGCCACGAAAGCAUCGCACAAGAAGACAUUGAGCACAAUCUCUUUGAAGACGUUUGGGAAGGAUUCAGAGAAGGAACCAAAGUCGAAGGAGCCCAAACCCAAUAAGAAGAAGUCGACCACCAACCUCUCCAACCUUCUCUCGCGUCCGAAAUCUGCAAAGAACCUUCGCAAGCAAGCUGAAGAAGAAGCUCGUGUUCAGAAAGACAAAGAGAACCGUACCCCAACAUCCAUAUCAUCUGCUGAAACGGCAUGUCCACCACCAAUUUAUGCCCAAUUCUCGAGUGAAUGCUUUGCCAAACAACCACUGGGAGGGAAGUUUUUAGAGGAUCAGAUCGACUUGUAUACCCCGCGAGACAAUGGGAGGCAAAGAGAUUUUCAUGCUGGUCCCGCUGGCCCGCCUACUCUCACAAAACAAGAUAGUGGUUUUCAACGACCAAAGUCGACAUACCUGCCAAGCAGUUUUAGCCUGCAGGAUAUUAGCAGGCGUGUUAGUUCAGGGUCAAGACACAGUGCCGAAAUUGUACGACGUGUAUCUGGUGCCAAAAGACCUAGCUUUGAAAGAAAGGCUACGGCGUCAUCGGCAAAGUCGGAAAAGACAGAGACACCAGCAGCGCAGAAGGGUCACCGAAUGAAGCCAUCCACUUCAUCUCCUGGCAAGAAGACUCCUACACCAGCUGAGGCUGGACCAGUGAUUCCGGACAAAGAUGUGGACAAGGAGUUUGAGGCUAUGCUGGACCGACGUAAUAUCCCCGAACACCAGCGUGGGAAGAUGCGGAGUCUUGCCGUGUCCAUGAAGAAAGAUUUUAUUAGACAGGACUGGGCAGAAAUUUCUGCUGCUGGAAAAGAUGGCAGGCCAGGGACCAACCGUAGUGAUUCAAGUGCUGAAGCUACCAGCGGUACCCAUGAUGUCCCGGAAGUUAAGACAAAGAGACCAAGAAGCAGAACCUUUACAUUGUCAAGGGCAUCUAGCAAAGAACCGCCAUCACCAGGCAAGAAGUCUAAGGAGGAAAUGAGUUUGACCAAAUCAAAGAAAUCUUCAGAGAAUCUGAAGGAUGGAAACAAAUCGUUGACAGCCUCAGGUGCUGCUGUUGCCCAGACACUGAUUGCAAAGGCAAAAGGACAGCUUACUGAUGAUUUUGUGUCCUACUUGAGGAAGGUUCGCAAGCCGGAAUUGGUUGAAGUUGGAAAAUUACAUAAGCUGAGGCUUUUGCUUCGCAAUGAGACGGUAGCAUGGACUGAUGGGUUUAUCCGGCAAGGAGGAAUGGAGGAGAUUGUUGGUUUGCUACAUAGAACUAUGGAGGUUGAGUGGAGAGAGGAGCACGAAGAUGCUUUACUUCAUGAGGUUCUCCUCUGCCUGAAGGCUCUUGCAACUACUGCACUCGCCCUUCAACACCUAGAUAGGAUCCAAGUCACUCUGUUCCCCGCACUCUUACACAUGCUCUUCGACGAGGAGAAGAAGGGGCCGAGCGAGUUCACCACACGCAACAUUAUCAGCUCACUCCUGUUUACGUACCUGAAGUCGGCUCCAAUGUCGGAACGAACCCACCGAGCUAAGAUCCUUUUGUCUUAUCUUCGUGACCCCGAACCAAGUGAGUCUCAACGACCGGUCGGAUUCGUCCUUGAGAUGCGGCGGCCACGACCAUACCGAGUCUGGUGCAAGGAGGUUGUCAAUGUUACCAAAGAAGUUUUCUGGAUUUUCCUGCACAACCUUAACGUAAUUGCUCUCCCUAAACCAACAACCGACCAUGGUGACCACUCUCAUCCAUACGGCACGCAGGCUACCUCGGACAGUAGCUUCAACAGCGCCAAUCCCCACCACAUCUAUAUGACGAAGCACUUUCCUAAAGAACGUCCUCCAGUACCAGCAGCACCUUACGUUGGCGGCGUCGAAUGGGAUGCAACGAAUUAUCUUGCCUCGCAUUUGGACAUUGUCAACGGUAUUAUUGCAAGUCUUCCUACACAAGCGGAGCGCAACACACUCCGAGAACAGAUGAUGGUAUCAGGUUGGGAGAAAUGCUCAGGCGGAACUCUCAGACUGUGCAAGGAGAAAUUUUACGGUGGUGUACAUGAUGGCUUGAGAUGUUGGGUUGCUGCCGCGGCUGAUGAUGGCUGGAAUACUCGCGACGUUCGAUGCGGGCCAUGCGUUGAAAGCAGCAAGAGUCCAGCGAAAAAGAGCCUCGCGAAGAAUACUCCUAUUGAGGCCGCGCCCAAGAUUGAGAUGAAAUUGGACUUCUUGAGUGGGGCUCAGAAGAUCAAUUCGCCAAUGAACGAUGACGUUUGGCUGUAGAGGGUCGCUACCGGUGUCUUUGUGUUGAUUGAUGAAUUUGUUAGGAUACGCUUGUCGUUGCUGGAUUACGGCCACACAGACUUCUCUUUUCUCUUUGUGUAAAGGGGCAUUGGGUGGACAGUUUCUGUUUUUAUUGAUGAUUCGCAUGCUUGCAUGAAGUAAUGACUGUAACGAUAUGAAUAGGCAGGCAUAAAUUGAUAUAUCAUGAAUCACUG